CGUAUUUAACUCUUUCUAGAACCGCACUUGGACAUCUUUCUUUCCGCACGUAGAACUCAGAAGUAAAGCUAUCGACUUUUUUCCUAUUAGCAUGGGGGAAGUUGGCGAGUGCUCUGGUGCGAAGCCCUCGGUUGAUAUAUGGGCCAAGCUUGUACCAUCUGAUACUAGAUAUUCAGAAAUUGACAUAGGGUCAAAUGAGGUGGUGGUAUGCUCAGAAAUCUCAUCUUCUUCUCUUGAGAAGCAUGAAUGGUGCAAAAUAACAAGGAAUUCAAAUCUAGAUUCUGCUACAAUGCAAAAUAAGUGUUCGAACGUGAUACUUGUUGAUGGGGCCGUUAUCCAAAAUGAAGGUGUUGUUGAUAUCAAGUGUGGAACUGAAAUCAUUCUUGGACCUGAUAGAGAAGACUAUUUGAGCUACAGAUUUAAAGUGAUGCCUGGCCAAAAAUUGUGCAACCAGCAGUUAAAGAUAUCUGUUAAUGCUGAGCAUGCAAAAUGUAGCAUCUGCUUAAACAUAUGGCAUGAUGUUGUCACAGCUGCCCCAUGUCUUCAUAAUUUCUGCAAUGGAUGCUUCUCAGAGUGGUUAAGGAGAUCACAGGAGAACCAUUUGACUGUGCUGUGUCCACAGUGUAGAGCAGUUGUACAAUUUGCUGGGCGUAAUCAUUUUCUGAAUAAUAUUUCAGAG
Carica papaya (papaya) is the source of this 679-nucleotide messenger RNA. NCBI's taxonomy places the organism in Eukaryota, Viridiplantae, Streptophyta, Magnoliopsida, Brassicales, Caricaceae. The record is from RefSeq and is a predicted model, not a curated record.